This is a messenger RNA of Pungitius pungitius (ninespine stickleback), 3651 nucleotides long. RefSeq names its product transport and golgi organization 6 homolog (Drosophila) (gene tango6). Gene Ontology annotation, molecular function: protein binding. Lineage: Eukaryota; Metazoa; Chordata; Actinopteri; Perciformes; Gasterosteidae. Bases 211 to 3465 code for a protein of 1084 amino acids. The record is from RefSeq and is a predicted model, not a curated record. Gene Ontology annotation, biological process: protein secretion. The transcript is spliced from 18 exons.
CGAGUCUAUUUUCGCGGGAACGCAAGUCCGUUCUCGCCGUUUUAGGUAUUGAGAAAGGGCCAGGGCCUUCAUCUCCUACGCUGAGAAACGAUCCGUGAUGACGUAUAUCUCCAGCGCCAUUUGAGAUGUUGUUAGCAUAAGUUCAUGUUUCCUAGCAUCGCGUUACGUUAAUGGCAUGACUCGGUCGGAACAUAGUACUAGUGAAGGAGAAUGACUCAGAUUGUUCCAGCUAUCCUCUCAGCGAUAAAAACUCUGACGAAACCUCUUGCCGAGGUGUCUGCACAUGAUGCUCAAUCCUCCCACCAAGGGUCUCUAGUGGCAGUGCUGCAGGCCAACAGGGCCUUUCUUCUAGAGCAGCUUCAGAAGGAGAGCAGCUUGGAGGAGGUGAGGAGGCUCAGGGAGGAGGCGAUGGUUGCGGCAGACUGGUUCGGUGGUGACACAGAAGACGCCACAUGGGCUUUUGUCCAGGAGUGCCUCCUUCUACUUCUCACCCUGUCGCGACAACUAUCCGCUGAACUCAAACUUUUCCAGGAGACGGCCAGUCUGUCUGCGGCUAGGCUACGCACCCCUGAGAUGGCACCACUGUUGCCUCCAGAUGUCCUCAGUGUGGCCCAGCAGGAGACCCUGUCUGCAUCUCUUCAGUUUGUGGUUUCUCUAGGCCUCUGCCCAUACUUGGCCCCCGGAGUGGGGGUGUCACUGGGUCGCAGGUCAGCAUUUGGCGUCAUGGUAGACAAACUAGUUCGCUGUGGAAUGGUGCCAGCAGCUGGGUGCCGCCUUUUCAUCACCACCAAAGUUCUGAUGCAGUUGACAGAGCUUUCAUGUCUCGCCACAUUGGUGUUCACGCGGCACCUAGGGGAUGUCAUGGCGGCAUUGAUCCAGCUUUGCUACCAGCCUUGCCGUGCAGAGAGAAGCUGCUCAAAGGAGGAGAUGGUGCACAAGCUCAGUGCUGUAGAGAGUCACACUUGCAAGGAGGCCCUCAGAAGCCUCCUAGGAAAGGUAUACCAGCCAAUGAUCGUCAAGGAGCUGCUGAUCCUCCAAGGUGGACCCAAGCAGGAUAAGUCUGGUGCAGGGAGGAGCUUCAGCAGCGGCGUUGUUUCAAGAUCAGCUCCCACCUGGCUGAAGCAUGUGUGUGGUCGGCUGCUGUCUGAGCGCCUGAUGCAGUCCAACGGUGUCCAGGCUGUAGUCAGAGCCAUCUUGGAGGGAGGAAUAGGAACCGAUGCAGACUGGAGAAAAUGUGACUGCGUGGCCAGAAUACUGGUAACCUGUCCUCAGCAGUCUGCAUCCGCAGACACCUACUACGGACAAGUCUGUCAUCAGAUCCUUGACCUACUGCACUUCAAGGACCAGCUGACAGCCCAGCAGCACCAGCGUGUGGCCACCAGGGCAGUGCUCCUCAUGGUGCAGGAGAAGCCUAACUUUGCCCAGCAGUACCUGCUCACUCCUCUGCUCGGACCGCUCCACCGCUGUUUCACUGCUUCGGACAAGGUUCAUUCCCACGCUGCUGUGGAGGAGUGUGAGCUGACUCGUUGUGUGACUGACGUGUACAAGAUCUGGGUGGUUGGAAACAGUCCAUCAGCUUCUCUUCUUGGAGCUCUGGAAAAAGUUCUCCCUGUUAUCUUCACACUCUUUUGUUUCACCAAGCAGAACGUCUGCCACCUACGCGCCCCCUGUGAGGAGAUCCUGAUGUGGUACUUGAGCCAUGCUGAGACGUCUGCGGCCCAGUCAGCACUUAGACAGCUUUCGGGUCUGCAGAACCCAAAAAACAAGGUAGCGGCAAAGUUCCACUUCACCCCGGGCAGUGAUGGAGGAGCCUGUCUGAGCUCAAGGGAGAUAUCCAGUGAGGAGGACGAUGCUCUGUAUGAGAAGCUGUCAGAAGAGCAGUGGAGGCUGGAAUGUCUUAUGCAGCUAUUGGCUGAACUCAAACACUGUGACUUGCCUGGAGACUUCUUCCUUGAUCUGCUGCAGGAGAUGGCCAGCUGGGAAGCUGCAGCAGUUGGAGAAAAGGAAGAUAACCUAGAGCUUGACAUAUCCACCAUGACACUUGUGGAGGUGGAGCAGCGGCUGCUGGCUCCAUCUGCAAAGCAAAGCCGGAGACUGGCUCUGCUUCAGGUGUUGGCUGUGAUAGUUGAUUGUGUGCAGCAUACUGUGCUGCUAAGAAAAGCCUCACAGGUGGUGGACUUCUUAAUGUCUCUGCUUCAGAGGGCCUGCGUGGGUCUGGAUCAGGCCUCUGGUCCAGGUCUUGGAAGCCCAGUAGAGAGCGAGACGCUGCGCUUCGCGAUUGGCGUUGUGGCUACGCUGCUGUCAGGACCUAAGCUUAGUACAGAAGACUACUCUUCUAUGUGGAGACUGCUCCCACCAUUGGAGUUGCUGUUUCAGAAGCACCCUGAUGUUCUCAUCCAGCAGCUGGCAUCUGACCUCAGAGCUGUCAUUGCCACUCAUGGGGCCUUCCAGCCUGAAACCCUCCCCGCUGUCGCUCCGGGCUCCAUGAAGCCUAAAAUGACAGUGAAGAACACUCAAAUCGAAACUAAUAACCCCCAAACUAGUCCUCAUUCAUCCCCACCAGACAGAAACCUCCCAAGCAAUAGACCUCCAGAGUCCUUUGGAAUGUCUGCAGCGAAAGAAAGUCCAGAAGGCAGGACUUCUGGAACCAGUACCCUUCACCCUCCUACCAAGCCCUUUUCCGAUUGGCUGCUAGAAGCUUGUGACCCGGAUGUGCCAACCAAAGCGUUCGCCCUGAGGGUCUUCACUCAGAUGGUGCAGAGAGGAAACUCGGAGGCUGCCCACAACCAGGAGACGCUCCUGAUGCUUUUCUUAGAAAACCUAGAGCAUGAAGACUCAUUCAUCUACCUGUCAGCCAUUCAAGGUCUGUCUGCAUUGGCUGAUUCAUACCCUGACAGGGUUCUGGAAAGGCUCCUAAAAGACUUUCAGCAUGGACCCUCCCGCACCACAUCCAACAAGGAGCACUCCCUGGAAUUCCGCCUCAAAGUGGGAGAGGUUCUGAUGAGGGCGAGCAGGGCUAUGGGGGAACUGGCGACCCACCUUGGCCAUCCUCUGAUUAGCGUCUUCCUGCAAGGAACCAGGGACCCAGACCAAAGCGUCCGGGCCAGCAGUCUGUCCAACUUGGGGGAGCUCUGUCCAAGACUGGACUAUACCCUGGGAACUCUGGCCCAAGAGCUCUGCUCCUGUCUGACCGCGCUGAUAAAAACUGAGAAAGUGGCAGAGGUGAGGAGAGCUGCCGUCCAUGUUAUCACCCUGCUGCUCCGAGGCCUCAGCGACAAAGCCACCCAGGUUCUCAGUGAUGUGUUGUUGGACAUGUACCGAGCCCUGAAGUGGGUGGUGCGCUCUGACCCAGAUGAUGUUACUAUGCUCCAUGCCCAGCUGGCUCUGGAGGAGAUGGAUGACAUAAUGAGGAGGUUCAUCUUCCCUGAGCAGACACUGCAGAAGAAGAUUAUUGUCCUGCCAUAGGACUUUAUCUCCUUUAUAACCCAUGCACAGUUUGGACAUAGUUUGCUGCACUAGUUCUGCCUCCAUGUGACGUGGACUAUGGACGCACAGAAGCUAAAACGACCGGCAGCUUCCGAAGUUAAAACGUAACCGUUUUCAUGUUCUACUCUCCGACCAACAGUCCAAAUAAAAAAAUGUUAUAAACCG